AUGAUGGUUUGGCUGGAACUCGGAUUCACCAUCACACCCAAAAGUCAUGGCAUUUCCAUGAACACCGACCGUCCUGGCGAACAUUAUCUUGUACUUGGGCUUUGCAGAGGGAUAACCGGGCCAUUCACCACAAAGAGGCGAUCCUUACCUGCCGUCCUGCAGAAUCCACCCGAUGCUCAACCUCCACCAGAGGUACUGAUCGUAUCUUUGGCCACCAUUGAGAUAUCUUUGAAGUGUGGCUACUUUUUUCACCAAAAUGAACAGUCACAGGAGCUGUUAUCCAUAGCUGGCACAGAAACAGAAGCUCAGUACUCAACACACUUCUUCGCACCACGUCUCGACCCGUCGACAGAUUUCACAUUGGGCUUAUCUGUUGGCUAUACUACAUUCGCGGAGAGCGACUCUAUGCCCAAGGGAGAUGACAUCGACCAGUCAUCUCAAGCAUUGCUCGCACUCGUGGAUUUUGGCCUCCAGAAGUUGCUGCUGUCUGCUGCGACUAAAUGUUCUGACAUCCAUGUCAUCGAGAACAAUCUCCAAUCCCUCUGCAAGCUGGCUCCGGUGAUUUUCAAUCCAAAAUAUCGUGAAGCAAUGAACGAGCGAGCCAUUUCAUGUCCUAUCAUUGCCAAAGCGGUCAACUCGAUGUUGGCCAAUACCUCGAACCCAAUCAUACAGGAAGAAGUUCCUAUCAUAUCCUUGGAUCGGAAAAGGUGGAUUGCGAACGGCUUAUGGCGCAUGGGCCAAGCUCAUCUUCUCCAGCUGAAGACCCCAAAGAAAUGCGGAUCCUUUCUUUCUCAUCGCUCAACAAUAAACGAAUCCCAGAUCAAUGGCGAUUCCGCAACUACGGCUUCCUUUAUGGAUGACGUCUUCAGCAAGGAAGUUAACCUCGAUCUUGACGAUGAAUGGGACUUGGAUACCGGAGACGAAGAAACCUUCGACGAUCCCCCGCAAAUGAUGUACACCGACUUCGAUGAAUCAGAUGGUCCCCUCCUCGGAAGUAGCGGUGAGUCCAGCUUUCAGGAUCUAUGCGAAUCCACUCAAACAACACUUGACAGCCUUCCCCUCUCCGAGGCUGUUUAUACUCCACACACGGAUACCGACAUGCUCUUAUUCGAUUGCGACAUUGGAUAG
Molecule: messenger RNA, 1128 nt
Organism: Penicillium longicatenatum
Lineage: Eukaryota; Fungi; Ascomycota; Eurotiomycetes; Eurotiales; Aspergillaceae
Exons: 3
Coding region: 1-1128 (375 amino acids)
Source: RefSeq, a predicted model, not a curated record